AUGAAGUAUGAAGUGAACUUGUACUCCGCCCUUGUCCUCACCUCCAUCAGUACACUCCGCCCUCGUCCUCACCUCCACCAGUACACUCCGCCCCCGUCCUCACCUCCACCAGUACACUCCGCCCCCCUCCUCACCUCCACCAGUACACAGAUCCUCUGUCCUCACCUCCACCAGUACACUACGCCCCCUUCUGCCUCAGUCCUCACCUCCACCAGUACACUCCUCCCCCGUUCUCACCUCCACCAGUACACUCCGCCCCCGUCCUCACCUCCACCAGUACUCUUUGCCCCUGUCCGCCCCCGUCCUCACCUCCACCAGUACACUCCUCCCCCGUUCUCACCUCCAACAGUACACUCCGCCCCCGUCCUCAUCUCCACCAGUACACUCCGGCUCCGCCCGCCCCCAUCCUCACCUCCACCAGGACACUCCUCCCCCGUCCUCACCUCCACCAGUACACUCCGGCUCCGCCCGCCCCCAUCCUCACCUCCACCAGGACACUCCUCCCCCGUCCUCACCUCCACCAGUACACUCCUCCCCCCUCCUCACCUCCACCAGUACACAGAUCCUCUGUCCUCACCUCCACCAGUACACUCCGCCCCCGUCCUCACCUCCACCAGUACACUUUUCCCCUGUCCGCCCCCGUCCUCACCUCCACCAGUACACUUUGCCCCUGUCCGCCCCCGUCCUCACCUCCACCUGUACACUCCUCCCCCGUUCUCACCUCCAACAGUAUACUCCGCCCCCGUCCUCAUCUCCACCAGUACACUCCGGCUCCGCCCGCCCCCAUCCUCACCUCCACCAGUACACUCCUCCCCCGUUCUCACCUCUAACAGUACACUCCUCACCUCCACCAGUACACUCCGCCUCCGUCUGCCCCCGUCCGCCCCCAUCCUCAGCUCCACCAGUACACUCCGUCCCUAUCCCCACCUCCACCAGUACACACAGCCUCUGUCCUCACCUCCACCAGUACACUCCGCCUCCGUCCCCACCUCCACCAGUACACAAAGACUCCUCUUCACCGCCUUACCCACUUCACGCUGCCCACCACCACCCUCUCCUGCCUCCUUGACUCCUGAUUAA
This is a messenger RNA of Doryrhamphus excisus (bluestripe pipefish), 1080 nucleotides long. NCBI's taxonomy places the organism in Eukaryota, Metazoa, Chordata, Actinopteri, Syngnathiformes, Syngnathidae. The record is from RefSeq and is a predicted model, not a curated record.